This is a messenger RNA of Scedosporium apiospermum, 1308 nucleotides long. Its product is annotated as Rta1 domain protein. The record is from RefSeq and is a predicted model, not a curated record. Lineage: Eukaryota; Fungi; Ascomycota; Sordariomycetes; Microascales; Microascaceae. Bases 1 to 1308 code for a protein of 435 amino acids. The transcript is spliced from 2 exons.
AUGAGUGCUAAGGAAUUCCUCGCGAAGGUCAAAAGUGGGCAGAUCCCAGUUGACUGCCAUGAUCAGCUGUUGCGGAUAGCAUUCAUCUAUAUGGAUGAAGCGUUGUGCGCAGACGAAGGAGUGUUCGACGUGGUGAAUCAACUCCACGCCCGCGGGUGGUCAUUUGGGCAGGGAAAUUUGAAGUUCAAUCGUACUCUAGAUAUAUUUUACCCAGCCCAGAUAGCAGCCGGCAUCUACCGCUCUUCUGAUAAUCUCGACGACGAAACCCCCUCAUUUGAUGACUUUGACGCAUUCUACGCCCAGCACUAUCAGUUACUUCACGAGGAUGCGUGGAGAGAGUACUACUCAGAGACUUUCCUAGCAGCAUCAGCUCGUUUCUACCGCCUCCCUGACUUGCAAGACCUACCAGACGCAAGUGACGGACUUAGGCAGCCACGGCAAAAAGGCAUCGGUCACUUCAACAAACUUCCCCGCUGGGCACAAAACGUCUCGCUGACUUACGCGAGGCAACCAACACUCCCUAGAGCAACCAUCAUUGAGAUAGGCCUCUCCACCCUCCAGCAGAUCAUCUUACGCUUACGGCAAGACUAUCCAAGUGUUCAACCUUACUCUGAGACUCAAGCCCACUUCUGGCUUAAUCAGAUGGGUAUAAAGCCGGGUCGCCGCGCUAGGCUGGCUUGGUGGGGCCCCAACAUAUUUGGUAUUCAUGUCGGGACAGGAUUCUAUGAUACGUGGAGGUGGGAGGCGUACUACUCGCCGAAAUUAUGGGACUCGAUGGAAGCGCGAAUUGCACCUCUCGAGCCGGAUUUAGACGGGACGCGUCGGAGCGAGGUACAGUGGUCUGGGUGGCCUGAUGGUGGGUUGAGUGCGGAGGUGUGGAUGAGAGGGUGGGAACCAGAGCUGGGCAGUGAGGAGGAGAUUGAGUUCUUGGCUGCCGUUGCAGUGAAAGAAACAGAGGGUGUCGAUAUGAGCAAUUUGAACUAUGAAAUACGAUCGCAUAUGCUUUUGGGGGUGAUGCGUGUUGCGUUUGAGAGUGAGCGAGAAAAGCAUUUGGAGAAUCUGAAGCAGAGGAUAAUUGAGGCAGGAAGGGUUGAUGAGGAUAAGGCUGAGCAGUGGGUUCAAGAGGCUUUGAAGGUCAUGGAGCCGUAUGUGCAGAAGUGGGAUGCAUGGCCUGCUGCUGAGGAUCGGAGCGAAUUGCUACGGCACAUCCUCGUGGAGAAUGGGCAGCUUUUUGGACGAUGGAAGCUUGCAAAGGGUUCCAAGGAGUUUUAUUUCGAGCUGAAAGCACCCAGGGCAUAUUGUUCGUAA